Messenger RNA from Ahaetulla prasina, 3138 nucleotides. Its product is annotated as zinc finger protein 91-like. The transcript has 2 exons. Gene Ontology annotation, molecular function: RNA polymerase II cis-regulatory region sequence-specific DNA binding; DNA-binding transcription factor activity, RNA polymerase II-specific. Gene Ontology annotation, biological process: regulation of transcription by RNA polymerase II. The record is from RefSeq and is a predicted model, not a curated record. The coding region runs from base 127 to 2400 and encodes 757 amino acids. Lineage: Eukaryota; Metazoa; Chordata; Lepidosauria; Squamata; Colubridae.
CCCUUGGGGCGGUCCCUCCGAAGGAAGAGGCGGAGCUUUUGGAGAAGAGGGCGUGAAGCUUCCACUUCCGGAAAUAAAACGGGCAACGAGGGAAGCUCCUGAAUCGGCGACAGAGAAUCCCAAAGGAUGCAGGAGGACGGAGGAGCCCGGCGGGGGAAGGAAGGAAGCGCCGCCCGAGAGGAGGAGGAGAGCGGGCCCCGCGGAGCAGCCCUGCCCGGUCCCGGCGCGGCUUCCCCGGGAGACGGCGGGGAAAGGCCGGGGGGCUCCGGGGCUGCCGGAGGGCUGAGCCCAGGGGGAGCCCGGGAAAGGCGGCUGCCUGGAGGGCGAUGCGGGGAGGAGGAAACAGGCGGAGACCCCGAGACGGUCCUGGAGGGCGGAGGCUCCUUCGGAAGACCCGGGAGGCCCCCGAGGAUCCAGGAGGGAGGAAAAGAAUUUCAGUGCCCGGAAUGUGGAAAAUCCUGCAGAUAUAAGGGAGAUCUUCAAAGGCAUCUAAGGAUCCACUCAGGAGAGAAACCUCAUAAAUGCCUGGAGUGUGGAAAGAGCUUCAGUCGUAGGAGCAGCCUUUAUAGACAUCAAACAAUCCACACAGGAGAAAAACCAUAUAAAUGCCUAGAAUGUGGAAAGCGCUUCACUCAGAGGAGCGGCCUUUAUAAGCAUCAAAGAAUCCACACGGGAGAAAAACCUUAUAAGUGCCUUGAAUGUGGUAAGAGCUUCAGUUAUAGCAGCCACCUUUAUAGACAUCAAAGGAUCCACUUUGGAGAGAAACUGAAUAAAUGCCUGGAGGAAGGACAGGCCUUCGGAAGACACGGGAAUCCCCAAAGGAUUCAGGAGGGAGGAAAGAAAUAUCAGUGCCCAGAAUGUGGAAAAACCUUCAAAAGAAAUGUAGAUCUUCAAAGGCAUCUAAGGAUUCACUCAGGAGAAAAACCUUAUACAUGCUUGGAGUGUGGAAAGAACUUCAGUUGGAGCAGAACCCUUUAUGUACAUCAAAGGAUCCACACUGGAGAAAAACCUUAUAAGUGCCUGGAGUGUGGAAAGAAGUUCAGUUGGAGCAGCCACCUUUUUAUACAUCAAAGGAUCCACACGGGAGAAAAACCUCAUAAAUGCCUUGAAUGUGGAAAGAGCUUCAGUCAGAGCAGCAACCUUUAUGCGCAUCAAAGGAUCCACUUGGGAGAGAAACUGAAUAAAUGCCUGGAGGAAGGACGGGCCUUCGGAAGAUGCGGGAAUCCCCAAAAGAUUCAGGAGGGAGGAAAGGAAUAUCAGUGCCCAGAAUGUGAAAAAUCCUUUAAAACAAAUGACUAUCUUGAAAGCCAUCUAAGGAUCCACUCAGGAGAAAAACCGUAUAAAUGCCUUGAAUAUGGAAAGAGCUUCAGUUGGAGCAGCAGCCUUUAUAAUCAUCAAAGGAUCCACUUUGGAGAGAAACUGAAUAAAUGCCUGGAGGAAGGACGGGCCUUCGGAAGAUGCGGGAAUCCCCAAAAGAUUCAGGAGGGAGGAAAGGAAUAUCAGUGCCCAGAAUGUGAAAAAUCCUUUAAAACAAAUGACUAUCUUGAAAGCCAUCUAAGGAUCCACUCAGGAGAAAAACCGUAUAAAUGCCUUGAAUAUGGAAAGAGCUUCAGUUGGAGCAGCAGCCUUUAUAAUCAUCAAAGGAUCCACUUUGGAGAGAAACUGAAUAAAUGCCUGGAGGAAGGACGGGCCUUCGGAAGAUGCGGGAAUCCCCAAAGGAUUCAGGAGGGAGGAAAGGAAUAUCAGUGCCCAGAAUGUGGAAAAACCUUCAAAAGAAAUGACUAUCUUAAAAGCCAUCUAAGGAUCCACUCAGGAGAAAAACCUUAUAAAUGCUUUGAGUGUGGAAAGAAUUUUGGUCAAAGCGGCAACCUUUAUAAACAUCAAAUAAUCCACACAGGAGAAAAACCGUAUAAAUGCCUAGAAUGUGGAAAGAGCUUCAGUUGGAGCAGCCACCUUUAUAGACAUCAGAGGAUUCACUUUGGAGAGAAACUGAAUAAAUGCUUGGAGGAUGGAUGGGCCUUCGGGAAUCCCCAAAGGAUUCAGGAGGGAGGAAAGGAAUUUCAGUGCCCAGAAUGUGAAAAAUCCUUCAAAAGAAAUGACUAUCUUAAAAGCCAUCUAAGGAUCCAUUCAGGAGAAAAACCUUAUAAAUGCUUUGAGUGUGGAAAGAGCUUCAGUUGUAGCAGCAGCCUUUAUAAUCAUCAUAGGAUCCACACGGGAGAAAAACCAUAUAAAUGCCUGGAGUGUGGAAAGAGCUUCAGUUGGAACAGCAGCCUUUAUAAACAUGAAAGGAUCCACUCAGGAGAGAAACCCUAUAAAUGCCUGGAAUGUGGAAAGGCUUUCAAGAGGAAAGGAACUCUGUAUAGACAUCAAAGGAUUCAUACAGGAGAAGAAAAAACAUGAAUGUCUGGAGUGUGGGGAGAGUUUCCCUUCAAAGCAGCAUCUUUAUUCACAUGAAGGAAUCCACACAAGGAAAACCAUAUGAAUGCCUUGAUUGUGGAAAGAGCUUUACUGAUGGUGGACACCUUCAUCGACAUCAAAGGAAUCACAUGGGGGCGGGGAGGAAAUGCUAAAUAUGCCUGAGUGUGCAAAGAUCUUCAGUCUGAUACAUGUCUGACUAAUUAAAUUAAACACAAUGGAGAUCAACUGAAUAAUUGGUUUACUCAAGUUUGAUUAGACACACAAGGAAUUUUCUUCCCGUGCAGAAGUUCUCAGAGUACAUGCAAAGCAAUAAAAUAAUGAUAGCAGAAUAACAGCGGUGGAAGGGACCUUAGAGGCGUUCAAGUCCAACCACCCGCUCAAGCAGGAGACCCUCUACAGUUUGAAACAACUGGCUAUUCUCAAAAACAUCUAAUGAUGAAGCACCCACAACUUCUGAAGGCAAGCUGUUCCACUGGUUAAUUGUCAAAUAUUGGAAUAGCGCCAUCGUGUUACCCCUUGUCCUCCUUAUCUCUAGACUAGCCAUAUCCCGUUCCCCAAACCGUUCUUCAUAUGCUUGAGUCUCCAGCCCUUUAAUCAUCCUAGUUGCUCUUCUUUGCACUUUUUCCAAAGUCUCAACAACUUUUUGUAAUGGGACCAAAGUUGAAUGCAGUAUUCAGAUGUGGCCUUACUAAGAGUUUAUAAAGUGAUACUAAAACUUCA